This is a messenger RNA of Diceros bicornis minor, 6478 nucleotides long. It is a transcript of the gene ZNF34, whose product is annotated as zinc finger protein 34. Gene Ontology annotation, biological process: regulation of DNA-templated transcription. Gene Ontology annotation, molecular function: DNA-binding transcription factor activity, RNA polymerase II-specific; RNA polymerase II cis-regulatory region sequence-specific DNA binding. The record is from RefSeq and is a predicted model, not a curated record. Lineage: Eukaryota; Metazoa; Chordata; Mammalia; Perissodactyla; Rhinocerotidae.
GCGGGUGCGGACUCUAUCUUGGCGACGGCGGGGAGACUGGGGGCCGGGGCCUGUCCCGCGGUCGGCGACACCUGCUACCCCGGAGUCCCCCGGCGGGCCCCGUCCCCCGUCCCGCGGCCUCUCCACCGGACUCCUCUUCCCAGGUUGUAUAGGUGCAUUUUGUGUAUCUAAUUGGACAGUCUUGUGCUUCCAGUAGCACCUGAGUGAUUGGCUCCUGCCUGCCACCCCCGGGAAGCCCAGGGUACCAGGUGAUGGCGGCUUUGCAGCUGUCUGCCCCACCCCAGGCUGAAGUGACCUUCGAGGACGUGGCUGUGCUUCUGUCCCGGGAUGAGUGGGGCCGUCUGGACCCUGCUCAGAGGGGCCUCUACAGGGACGUGAUGCUGGAGACCUACAGGAACCUGGUCUCCCUGGGAGCUGGACCUGCAGGUCCCAAGCCUGGGGUGAUCACACAGCUGGAGCGAGGGGAUGAGCCGUGGAUCCUGGACGUGCAGGGUGCUGAGGGGAAAGAGCAAUGGAGAAUUGAUGGCUCAGCUUAUGAGACCAGGACAGAGUUGACUUCAGAGAAGAUGCUUGGUGGGGAAGAACUGGGCCGACUCAGGGGGACUAUUCCGCAGGGGCCUGAGCCAAGAGAAGAAUGUGAGCAUGUUGGGGAGCUAGAGGAGAGCCUGGACAAGCCCGUGGUGCAGAGAGGCCCCAGGCCAGUCACGCUGACGAAUGAGGAGAGUGGCCAGGAGUCUGGGGGAAGCCUCACAUUGGGGUCGAGCCCUGUGUCUGAUCAGAGACCUCACAGAUGUGAUAUAUGUGAACAGAGUUUUGAACAGAGAUCAUACCUCAAUAACCAUAAGCGUGUACACAGGUCAAAAAAGCCAAAUGCAGUUCAUGAUUCUGGGGAAAUCUUGAGUGCGAAUUUAGUUGUUAAAGAAGAUCAGAAAAUUGUUAUUGGGAAAAAACUGCAUUACUGUGGUUACUGUGGGAAAGCCUUCAGGUACAGUGCUAACCUUGUCAAGCACCAGCGGCUUCACAGCGAAGAGAAGCCCUACAAGUGUGAUGAGUGUGGUAAAGCCUUCAGCCAGAGCAGCGAGUUCAUCAAUCACCGAAGGAUGCACUCCGGGGAGAUCCCCUACCGGUGUGACGAGUGUGGGAAGACGUUCAAUCGGAGGCCCAACCUCAUGAAGCACCAGAGGAUCCACACCGGGGAGAAGCCCUACAAGUGUGGCGAGUGUGGGAAACACUUCAGCGCCUACUCUUCCCUCAUUUAUCACCAGAGAAUCCACACUGGAGAGAAACCCUAUAAGUGCAACGACUGUGGGAAAGCCUUCAGUGACAGCUCAAUCCUUAUCCGACAUCGUCGGACUCACACCGGAGAGAAGCCAUUUGAGUGUAAAGAAUGUGGCAAAGGCUUUACCCAAAGUUCUAACCUUAUCCAGCAUCAAAGAAUUCACACUGGAGAGAAACCCUAUAAGUGUAAUGAAUGUGAGAAAGCCUUCAUCCAAAAAACCAAACUUGUUGAACAUCAGAGGAGCCACACGGGGGAGAAGCCCUACGAAUGUAAUGACUGUGGCAAAGUCUUCAGCCAGAGCACGCACCUCAUCCAGCAUCAGAGGAUCCACACGGGAGAGAAGCCCUACAAGUGUGGUGAGUGUGGGAAGGCCUUCCACAACAGUUCCAGACUCAUCCACCACCAAAGGUCACACCAUGGAGAGAAGCCGUACAAAUGCAUUGAUUGCAAGAAAGCCUUCAGCCAGGGCGCUUACCUCAUCCAGCACCGGAGGAUCCACACCGGGGAGAAGCCCUACAAGUGUGGUGAGUGUGGGAAGGCCUUCCGGCACAGUUCCAACAUGUUCCAGCACCAGAGGAUCCACACCGGGGAGAAGCCCUACAAGUGUGGCGAGUGUGGGAAACACUUCAGCGCCUACCCCUCCCUCAUUUAUCACCAGAGAAUCCACACUGGAGAGAAACCCUAUAAGUGCAACGACUGUGGGAAGGCCUUCAGUGACAGCUCAAUCCUUAUCCGACAUCGUCGGACUCACACUGGAGAGAAGCCAUUUGAGUGUAAAGAAUGUGGCAAAGCCUUUACCCAAAGUUUUAACCUUAUCCAGCAUCAGCGAAUUCACACUGGAGAGACCUAUAAAUGUAACAAAUGUGAGAAAGCCUCCAUCCAGAAAACCAAACUCAUGGAGCAUCAGAGGAAGCCACACGGGGGAGAAGCCCCGUGAGCGUGGUGAGUGUGGGAAGGUGUCCCAGCAACAGAGGGUCCACACAGGAAGGCCCCCCUGUGGUGGUGGAGGCGGGCCUGUGGGUUCUGUGCACUUGCUCCAUGUGACCCACCCCACCCCUUUAUUUAUUGUCCACAGUGUUGUCACAAGUGAAAGGGCAUUCUUGUCUAAUUAAAAACACCUCUUCUUAAACCAAAAGCAGUGCGUGUUCAUUUCAGACAAAUUGAGAGAGAGAAACAUAAGCAAAAAGGAGAAGCUCCUGUAAUCUCCCUGACUGAGAAAAAGAGAAUUUGUCACUGCUGACUUAGUGUAGGUUUCCAUUCAGACUUGUCAUCAUAGCACCCAGGAUCUUCACCUCUGCUGUUUCCUCAAUACCAGAAAAGUCCUACUGGAGAGGAUGCCACAUAUUUACGUGUUUUUACAUAUUGUAAAUUAAAAAUAACAUUCAUACUUUUCUAUGUCACUGAAUAGAGGUGGUAAUUGCCUUUUUUUAUUGUAAAAUAUAUGUCAAAUUUACCAUUUUAAUCCUUUUUAAGUGUACAAUUCAGUGGCAUUAAAUGCAUUCACAGUGUUUUGUAACUGUCACCACUAUGUAUUUCCAAAACUGUUUUGUUAUCUCAAGCAGAAAUUCUGUGCCCAUUAAACAAUAACUCGCCAUACUCCUUUUCUUUUAGCUACCCCUAUUCUACUUGUAUUCUAUUUUCAGUCUCUGAAUUUGCGUAUUCUAGGUACCUCAUAUAAGUGGAGUCAUACAACAUUUGCCCUUUAUGUCUGGCUUAUUUCACUUGGCAUAAUGUCCUCAAACUUCAUCCAUGUUAUAGCCAGUAUCAGAACAUUCUAUUUUAUGGCUGAAUAAUGUUCCAUUGUUUGUAGAUACCACAUUUUGUUCAUCCAUUCAUCUGCUGAUGGACACGUGGGUAUUUCUACCUCUUGAUUGUUGUGUAUGAUGCUGCUAUGAACAUGGAUCUGCAAGUAUCUGAAUCCCUACUUUCAAUACUUUUGAGUAUAAUCCUAGGAGUGAAAUUGCUGGAUCAUGUGGUAAUUCUAUGUUUAACUUUUUGAGGAAGGGCCAAACUCUUUUUUCCACAGCAGCUGUACCAUUUUACAUCCCCACUAACAAUGCAGGAAGGUUCCAAUUUUUCGACAUCCUUGCCAACACUUAUUUUCCAUUUUGUUGAUAAUAGCCGUCCUGAUGGGUGUCUCAUUGUGGUUUUGGUUUGCAUUUUCCUAAUGACUAAUGAUGUUGAGCAUCUUUUCAGGUGCUUAUUGACCAUUUGUAUAUCUAGGGAGAAAUUCAAGUCCUUUGCCCAGUUUUGAAUUGGGUUGUUUUUUGUUGUUGAGGUGUAGGAGUUCUUUAUAUAUUUUGUAUAGUAAUCCCUUAUCAGAUAUAUAAUUUGCAAAUAUUUUAUUCCAUUCUGUGAGUUGUCUAUCUACUCUCUUGAUAGUGUCCUUUGAUGCAUAAGUUUUUAAUUUCUGUGAAGUUCAAUUUAUCUAUUUUUUUCUUUUGUUACCUGUGUUUUGGGUGUCAGAUCCAAGAAAUCAUUGCUAACUCUAAGGUUAUGGAGAUUUGUCCCUCUGUUUUCUUCUAAGAGUCUGAUACUUUUAAGUCUUAUGUUUUGGUUUUUGAUCCAUUUUGGGCUAAUUUUUAUAUACAGUAAGGGUCCAACUUCAUUCUUUUGCAUGUGGAUACCCAGUUUUCCCUACAGCAUUUUUGGAAAAGACUUUAUUUUUCCCAUUGAAUGGUGUAUUUGCUCAUGCUGCCAUAACAAAAUACCACAGAGUGGAUGGCUUAAAAAAAAAAUUUAUUUUGCAUAGUUCUGGAGGCUGAGUCCAAGAUCAAGGUGCCAGCUGAUUCAGCUUGUGGUGAGGGUUCUCUUUCUGGCUAGCAUACAGCUGCCUUCUCAUUGUGUCCUCAUAUGAGGGAGAGAGAGAUCUCAAGUGUCUCUUCCUCUUAUAAGGGCACCAGCCCCACGCUUAUGACCUCAUUUCAUCUUUAUCACCACAGGGUCUGUCUCCAAAUACAGUCACGUUGGGGGUUAGAGCUUCAACAUAUGAAUUUAGAGGAGGGGACACAAACAUUCGGUCCAUAACAAAUGGUCUUGGUGCCCUUGUCCAAAGUCCAUUGGCCAUAUGUGCAAGAGUUUAUUUCUGGGCUCUCUGCUCUAUUCCUUUCGUCUAUAUGCCUGUCCUUAUGCCAGCAGUGUACUGUUUGAUUACUGUAGCUUUGUAGUAAGUUUUGAAAUCAGGAAGUGUGUGUCCUCCAACUUUGUUAUUCUUUUUCAAGAUUGUUGUGGCUAACUGGGGUCCCUUGAGAUUCCAUAUGAAUUUUAGGAUGGGUUUUGUUAUUUCUGCAAAAAGCAUCAUUGGGAUUUUGAUAAGGAUUGUAUUGGAUCUGUAGAUCACUUUGGGUAGUAUUGACAUCUUCACAAUAUUAAGUCUUCCAGUCCAUGAACAUGGAUGUGUUUCUAUUUGUUUAUGUAUUCUUUAACUUCUUUCAGUGAUGUUUUGUAGUUUUCAGUGUAGAAGUUUUUUGCCUCUUUGGUUAAAUUUAUUCCUAAUUAUUUUAUUUCAUUUAAUGCUAUUUUAGUUUUUUGCUUUUUUUUUUUUUUGGUGAGGAACAUUAGCCCUGAGCUAACAUCUGCUGCCAAUUUUCCUCUUUUUUGCUGAGGAAGAUUGGCCCUGAGCUAACAUCUAUGCCCCUCUUCCUCUACUUUAUCUUUUUUUUUGGUGAGGAAGAUCAGUCCUGAGCUAACAUCGGAUGCCAAUCCUCCUCUUUUUGCCGAGGAAGGUUGGCCCCGGGCUAACAUCUGUGCCCAUCUUCCUCUACUUUUUAUAUGAGACGCCACCGCAACAUGGCCUGACAAGCGGUGCAUCGGUGCAUGCCCAGGAUCCAAACCUGCGAACCCUGGGCUGCCGAAGCAGAGUGUGCAAACUUAACCACUAUGCCACCAGGCUGGCCCCAAUGCUAUUGUUAAUGGAAUUGUUUUCUUUUUUUUUUUUUCCCCGAUUAUUUAUUGUUAGUGUAUAGAAAUGCAACUAGUUUUUGUGUCUUGGUUUUGUAUCCUGCAACUUUGCUGAAUUAGUUCGUUAGCUCUUUGUUUGUGUGUGUGCACAGUCUUCAGAGUUUUCUACUUGUAAGAUCAUGUCAUAUGUGAACAGAGAUAAUUUUACUCCUUGUCCAAUUUGGAUGCCUUGUGUUUUCCUUCCCUAAUUGCUUUGGCUAGAACUGCCAGUACUAUGUUGAAUAGAAGUAGCAAAAGUAAGCAUCCUUUACUUGUUCCUGAUCUUAAAGCCUUCAGACUUUCCCCACUGUGUAUGAUAUUAGGUUUUUCCUAUAUGGCUGUUAUCAUGCUGAGGAAGUUUCCUGCUAUUCCUAGUUUAUUGAGUGUUUUAUCAUGAAGCUGUUAAAUUUUGUCAAAAGGUUUUUUUUUUUGGGUCAAUUGAAAUGAUCAAGUGGGUUUUCCUUCAUUGUAUUAAUGUGAUGUAUUACAAUGAUUGAUUUUCAUAUAUUGACCAUCCUUGCAUUCUAGGAAUAAAUCCUAUUUGGUCCUGGUUUAUAAUCCUUUUAAUAUGCUGUUGAAUUCAGUUUGCUAGCAUUUUAUUGAGGAUUUUUGCAUCAAUAUUCGUAAGGGAUAGUGGCCCAUAGUUUUUGCUUCGUUUCUCUUUGAUAUCAGGGUAAUGCUGGCCUCACAGAAUGAGUUAGGAAGUGUUACUUCCUCUUCAGUUUUGGGGAGGAUUUUGCGAAGAAUUGGUGUUUAUUCUUUUUUAAAUUUUUGGUGGAAUUGACCAGUGAAGCUGUCUGUGUUGGGCUUUUCUUUGUUAGGAGGUUUUUGAUUACUAAAUCAAUCUUUUUACUAGUUGUAAUUCUAUUCUGAUUUUCUGUUUCUUCAUGAGUCAGUAUUGGUAGAUUAUGUGUUUCUAGGAAUUUGUCCAUUUCAUCUAGGUUAUUUAAUUUGUUGGUUUAUAAUUAUAUAAUCCUUUUUAUUUCUGUUAGGUCAGUUGUAACAUCCCCCUGUCCAUUUCUGAUUUUCCUAAUUUGCAUCUUCUCUAUUUACUUAGUCUGGCUAAAAGUUUCUCAAUUUUGUCAGUCUUUUCAAUGAACCAAUUUUUGGUUUUGUUGAUUUUCUCUAUUUCUAUAUUUUUAAAUUCAUUAUGUCCACUGUGAUCUUUAUUAUUUCCUUUGUUCUUUUAUCUUGGGUUUAUUUGUUUUCCUUUUCUAGUUCCUUAAAGUGCACAGUUAUUGAUUUGAGAACUUCUUUUUU